AUGAAGCGCGUCGCCACCAACUGGGAUCCUCAAAAACAAACGCCAUUGCUAGGGUUUGACUGCGUGUCGCUAGGCCCAACGGAGUUCAAGGAGCUCUUCCGCAGGAAUUUCGGAGUGCUCCUGCACCCUAGGGAUCUGGGCGUUUUGGUGAGUAUGUACGACAAGCAGGGGGAAGGGCGAGCGGACAGCGCAGAGUUUUUGAAGGAUUUCUGGCAGAUAGGGAGGGACGAGCGCGAGCUGCAGGCACGGAAACGAAUGCAGAUGGUUCGCAAGCUCAACAUAAAGCAGAACGAACGGUUGAGAGAGCGGGCCGACCGCAGGUCGAAGGUGAAGGAAGUGGCCGUUGAGAAGCACACGGAGGAUCACGUGCGAUCGGCGAUUGCCAAAACCACCCGGGUUGCCGAGCGCUAUGUGGUAUCGAGGGAUCAGGGGUUUCGCCAGCUGGAAAGGGGAGGCAUGAUGGGGCCCACGACAUUUCGCGAGCAGCUGCGAACAAUUUUCGGGCUGCGGUUGACACGGGCCGAGGUGGGGGGUCUGAUAUCAGCAUUCGAUCUGCACCGUGAUGGUAUGGUGGACGCAAAGGAGUUUGCUUUCAGGUUUCACACCCUUGCGAGGGACAGCCACGCCGCUAAGGUCGCCGAAGGCCAAGCCCGGAACGAAACCGCGCGGAGAAGAAAUCGGGAGCAGGAGGAGGCGCUGCUGACCAAGCUGAGGGAGCAAUCUAAGUGCAAAGUUAACUGGAGCUUUUCCGAGGACGAGUUGAAGCGCGGGCUCAAGAUGAUCGCCGUCGCUGCUAGCACUUACGACAAGGCCCGGCUCGGUGCGGACAUCAACCGAAUAGCUCAGAUGAAGAUGGACCCGACGGCGUUCCGGGCGCAGCUGUUGAUGAAUUUUCGGGUGCGCUUGGGACCGGGGGAGCUAGGCGCGGUGUUUACCGCGUUCGACAAGGACAACAGCAAGCUCAUCGACGGAACAGAGCUGAUGCACGAAUUCUUUCGGAUGGGAAGAGAGGAGAGGGCCAAAAACCUGGCUGAAGCAGAGCGACAAAGACAUCGCGCGGAUUUGAAGGAGAAGAACUUUCGCCAAAGGCUGGAAGAUCGCUUCAUCGAGCAGACCGCCGCAAAGGUCGUAUGGCCUCGUCUGAUGUACGACCCGUUCGAUGACGACUACAACAUGGACGACCACGACCCGGCAACUUCCGUUGGGUCGACAACUCUGAGCAAGUCCGUCGGUGACAACAAGUCUCGAGGGCGCAGUAACAACGACAACAACAACGAGCCGGGGGACGUGUCGAGGGAACCGUCCGCGAGACGACGCAGGCGGCCCAAGAUAAGCGCCAGCACCGCGGAGUUUCUGGCUCAGAUCAGAAAGGAGGAGAUGACGAUCCGCGCCAUGACCUGUCGCGGGCGACGACGAAAGAACGGCGAUAGCAACCACCGCAACGGCGGUGGCGACGAUUCCUGCGAUCUUUUUUCCUACCCUGGAGGCCCACGGACGGCCACCGCAGCAGGCCUGCCUUCAACGUCGCCAGCCCGACCCAUGACGUCGUCGCUGAAGGGCAGUAUCAACAACGGCGACCCGAACCGCAACGUUCACACUAGGGCUGAAACAGCGGCGGCACGAGCACCUGGUCGCAGACGCGAGGUUAACCCCGAACAACGCGACAGCGAAGAGGAACCAGUGGGUGCGUCUUCUGCGGCGACCGAUGAUGCGGAGGAGCUCGCGUUGCCGCCGUCCCGCCUGAACCCAAGAGCCCUUGGCCACAGUGCCAGCUUCUCCACCGACGACGGGCGGGUUUCCACGGCGACGAGCGUGUCGACGGCACGCGGGUCCACUGCCCGUAGCAGCAGGGGUGGCGGGUCUCGAUCUUCCUCGUUCACGGCAAGCGGCAGAGGCUUUGAGCCGAACUUCGGACAGACAAUCUUCGAGCACGGCGGGGUGGUGGGAGGGGAUGAAGUGUGGUAG
Molecule: messenger RNA, 1965 nt
Organism: Ectocarpus siliculosus
Lineage: Eukaryota; Phaeophyceae; Ectocarpales; Ectocarpaceae
Source: the annotation of a GenBank genome assembly